This is a messenger RNA of Funneliformis mosseae, 347 nucleotides long. The record is from the annotation of a GenBank genome assembly. Lineage: Eukaryota; Fungi; Glomeromycota; Glomeromycetes; Glomerales; Glomeraceae.
UUGAAGAUUAUUUAAAUGGUAAUUCUAGUAUGAUUGCUGAUCUAAAAAAUGCUCAUAGCUUUACAUUAUAUGUUAUACUUACUACAUUGUACCCAGUAUCGGCAGAUCUAACUUACGAGCAAAUUAAAGAACUCGAGUAUACACAUUAUAGGACUUUAUACUGGUCUUCUACACUUUAUUUCGAAAUUUAUAAGUGUUCCGAUCGCGUAUUGAUAAGAGCGUUAUUCGAUUUUAAACCAUUAUUGAUUCCGGGUUGCGAAAAUGAAUAUUGCGAAUGGAACAAAUUUAAAGAGACUCUUGGUGAUAAGAUUGGAUGCGAUUUUGAAAAGCUGUGCGCUUAUCCUUGA